Messenger RNA from Sebastes umbrosus (honeycomb rockfish), 2050 nucleotides. RefSeq names its product macrophage mannose receptor 1-like. The record is from RefSeq and is a predicted model, not a curated record. Bases 263 to 1231 code for a protein of 322 amino acids. The transcript is spliced from 7 exons. Lineage: Eukaryota; Metazoa; Chordata; Actinopteri; Perciformes; Sebastidae.
CAUGAAAAAGUGACAAAAGCUUUCCAUGAAUGUUCCCAACACACAACCUGAACUCCUACACAGACCUGGUUGUGGAAGGAAGAGAGAGGUAAGUCCAUGUAAAAAAAAAUACACAGUAUGUACUAGUAAUUUAAAUUCUUCUACACUGUAGAAUUUGAACCACACAAAUAAUGCAAUUAUUUUUUUUGUUUUCUCACCGUGAUAUACUUUCUGUGAUGUGCUGUAGGUAUAUUUUUUUUUCUUCUUCUGGCUCACAGAUUAAAUGGUGAGGCUACAAAGUGCUGUCCCCUUCAUUGGGAUUCUCUUUUUGUUUCAGAGAUCUACUGCUCAGAUACCUCCGCAGUACCACCUGAUCAAUGGCCCCCUGACCUGGUAUGAGGCACAGAGCUUCUGCCGAGUAAAGUACACCGACCUGGCAACCGUUAACAACAUGGGCGACAAGAACGAGCUGGUCAAAAUGCUGGGCAGUCGUGUGGCGUACAGCUGGAUCGGGCUGCGGAAAGGAACGACUGGCAGGUUGAUGUGGUCCGAUGGCAGGGGCACACCACACUUCACCAAGUGGUUUGAAGGUGAACCGAACAACGACGGAGGCAAUGAAUUGUGUGUCGAGAUGAAUGAGGAUGGCAUGUGGAAUGACGUAUGGUGUGGAGAGGAUAACGGUUUUGCUUGUUAUGAAGUCCGGCAGGAUGGCAUGGUGAGGUAUGUGGUUUACUUCGGAGGAGCAAACUGGGUGAACAGUCAAGAGCAGUGCAGAAGUAAGCACACUGACCUGGCCUUUAUAAGCACCGAAUCGGAUAAUUCUGUGAUUGCCGAAGUAGCCGGCAAAUGGAAAAAAAACGUGUGGAUUGGUCUGUUCUAUGACACCUGGAUGUGGUCGGAUGGAAGAGAAACUUCCUUCAGGUACUGGCUGAGCGGCUCGGAAAAUUGGGGAGACUGUGCUUCUGUUGCCGUGUCACACGGCACGGGACGCUGGGUUGGCGCUAAUUGUGACGCGAAGGCCACGUUUGUCUGCCAAGGCGGUCUCAAAGUAAAGAGGAUGGUAAUAAGGAUGACGGUGAGCUCUGAUGUCGACUUCACUAACUCCACAGUCAGCGAUGCAUUCCUGAAAAAGUUGGAGACGGGCCUGAGACAACAGCAGGUGACUGAUUUUAAUCUCAGCUGGCGAAGUGACAACAAUGGACUCAUCUUCCAACGCCAUGAGCAGUUGGAGGUCGCCGAGACCGGAUGUUAAUUGUUCAGCCGAGGUGCCCAUAUUAAUUCAAAACAACUGUUGGGGGUUAAAGUGGGUUGAAUUGUACUGUUGAAGAAUUGAAAGUGAUCAUUUUAAUACUGUAUCUAGCUUUGGUGUAUUUAUAAACUGUUUGUAUAAUUGAUGUAUGCAUCUUCUUGAAACCUAAACAUAUUCUAACCUAUUUAUUAAGUAAAUGAAUUGCUCAUGUUGAAGUGGUAUUUUAGAAUGAGAGUUUAAGUCUGUGCUUUUAUUUUUGAUUAAAUAACAUUUUAUCUGCAAAUAUUCUCUUCUGUUGUCAACAUUUACAUUUGUGCUUAUUACAUGUGAGUGAAUUUAUCGUGGUGCACAAACUUUCUGUGAUUUUGUGGAUUAUAAGAAUCUCUUUAAUGUGGAGUUUUGAAUACAUGAAAGGUGAUGUUCAUGUUCACUAUGAAUUGUUACUUAAUGUGAUUACCCAUGUUCUGAUGUCAGAAUGUCAAUCAUAAACCAUUUGUCAUUAAAGAAAAAGAUAAAAAAACAAGACCUUUAAUUAAUGUGAUAUUAAUGUGUUUAUACUGUAUGGUUGCUUAUGUUUUUGUUGUGUUAAAAGUAGAAAAAAAAAAGAAGUCUUAAAUCACUUUCUCAAUCUCUGAAGUGAUUUUUUAGACUACAGGUAUGAUGGUUUAACCUGUCAACUAUCUUAAUCCUGCCAGAAAUUGUGUAAAUGCUUUACGGUACACUUGUAGUCAAACACAUGUUGAAUACACCAUCACACACCUUGGUGGGUUUGCAUACAGUAUGGAUCAUUUAACCCUGCAAACUCUGCACAUUGUCCUUUGG